Triticum urartu is the source of this 2188-nucleotide messenger RNA. The record is from RefSeq and is a predicted model, not a curated record. Lineage: Eukaryota; Viridiplantae; Streptophyta; Magnoliopsida; Poales; Poaceae.
CCUCUUUUUAUGGUCUGCUGUAAAUAUUUUUAUAUUAAUACCAUUAGAGCUUCUCCUACAGUUUUGCCACACAAAAAGAACAGUCACAGUCACAAGACUUCUCUUCCUAGCAGUUGAGUUCUGUUCUGGCUUUGGCUUGAAUCAUUACUUGCAAAAUUAUGCAAUACUUUACCUUUUUUUGAGUUGAGCCAUGUAUUCUUGAUAAUAGUUCCUAUGUUCAUCUUACUGCACGUUUAUCUUAGUUCAAAUACUUGGAUUCAAAUGGAAAUUUUCUCUAAUUUGCAAACAAACUACUCAAAUUUGUCUGAUUUAGAAAGUGCAUGCAUGUUUUGAUUAGGAUGGACAUAAAAUGUGCGAUACCUAAUAUACUGGAUCAAAUAAUAGACGACGGAAGCGCGGAGCCAAUAAGUAUACCACUAGCACUAUUACAGGACAUCACCGAGAAUUUUGCUGAUGAGCGAAAAAUUGGUCAAGGUGGAUUUGGAGUCGUUUACAAGGGAUUUCUUCAAAACGGGUAUGUUGCUGUGAAGAAACUCUUGAACAGCCAGACAAUCGAUGAUGGACUAUUUUAUUGUGAGACUAAUUUUCUAAUGAAUGUAAAGCACCAAAAUAUAGUACGGUUUCUAGGAUAUUGUGCUAAUACAGAGAAUAUAGCCAUUAAAGUGGACGGAUCAGGAAAAUGUGGGAAGUAUAUGUAUCCUGAGAUUAGAGAAAGAUUGCUCUGUUUUGAGUAUAUCAGCAAAGGAAGCCUUCACAAUCAUCUUACUGAUGAAUUAAGAGGACUUGAAUGGCAUACACGUUAUCAAAUUAUAAAGGGAAUUUGUGAUGGUCUACAAUAUCUUCACAAGGAAAAGGAUGUUGUUCAUAUGGAUCUUAAACCUCACAAUAUACUGAUGGAUGAUCUCAUGAUACCAAAAAUUACGGACUUUGGUAUAUCAAAACACCUUGAUGGAAUAUCACAAGCUGUUACUGGAGGAUGUCAUGUGUCACUAGGAUAUUGUGCUCCAGAAUACCUACUCCGUGGUCAGGUGUCUUUCAAGUCAGACAUAUUUAGUCUGGGUGUUAUAAUUAUAGAUCUCGUGACUGGACGUAAGGAGGAUCCUGAUACUAAAAAUGUACUAAGAAGAUGGAGGCAUAGGUGGAAUAGAUCGGCCACUUAUCCACCAUCGGGAUACCAACAAGUUACUGAAUGCAUAGAAAUUGCAGCACGCUGUGUGUCACAUGACCCGAAAAAACGACCUUAUAUAUCGGAUAUAAUCCGUCAGCUCGAUGAAUUGGAUAGUACAAAUGGGCACGUCAACGGUGCUGAUGAACCUACAUUUAGCCUGAUAAGCCCUUACCCUUGGGAGCUGCUUGACAUAGAUCCGCUCGAGCUGCAUUUCCCUUUUGAGGCAAAUAAGCAGAUACCAUGUUUGCUUCAACUAAGUAACCCGGGGGAUGAUUACAUUGCCUUCUACGUGCAAACCUCAAGUGGACAGUACCUCGUAGAGCCAAGCAAAGGAAUUGUACCGCCCCAAUCCAAGAGCAAUGUCAUCAUAACAUUUCAAGCACAGAAGAUGGCACCGCAUCGCAUGCGGAAUAAGGAUGAGUUCAUUAUGCGGUGCACAGUGGUAAACGGGGAUCUCCUGACCGAGAGCAUCACUGUAGACAUGUUCGAUGAAGAGUCGAAAGUGGUUGAUGAUGUGAGUUUGAUGGUUGCAUUUUAACACGGUGCACAUGAGUGAAUGAGGAUCUCAUGACCGAGAACAUCAUUGAAGACAUAUUCGCUGAGGAGUCGAAGUGCCCAAUGAUGUGACUUCAAAGGUUGCAUUUUAACAUGGUGUGCAGUUGUGAAUGAGGAUAUCACGACCUCUGAGGACACGUUUGAUGAAAAAGUUGAAAGUGGAUGACGAUGUGAGUUUGAUGGUUGCAUGGUAACGCGGAGCUGAAUACGUGCUCUGAGAUGUGUUAAUGCGCACGUGCAGGAGUUACAGGCUAUCUCGAGGCAAAGCAGCAUCAGAUUUUUGAUCGAUCUCAGCAGAAAGGCGGUCUUGCAAACAAACUUUUUACAGCUCACAUCGUUGCUAUGUCAAGACUCGACAGAACCGAAACUAUGUGUAUGUAUGUUGAAAUUUUCGUUGUUAUUUUUUUUGGGCGUGGUGAAUCAUCAAUUAGAUUGGCUAAUACUCAUAUUUCGUCGUUGCUGAUA